AUGGAUAUCAUUGGGCUGGUGAUGUUUUCCAUUUCAGUGGCUCUAUUUGGAGGAUUCCACAAAAUCCCGUUUACCGAUAUCCGCCCGGAACAUAGUUUUCCAAGACGUUUAUACGGCGGAUUCCGUUCCGGAUAUGUUUUCGGCAAGCUAGGUGAGGUACUUGAUGCUAUUCUUCCUGAGGAACAACGUAUGGCCUCUCAGGGAAGCUUAGAGCUCUCAGCACCUGCAAACCUCACGGCACGCAAGUCAUCUGUAGCCCUUGCACAGACUACCCCUACAUCAACCAGCACUCUUCCACCAGUGCCGAUGGGGCCAGGCAACACACCAGAACCCACUAUGACCCUAAGCCUUACUGAUUCGCGAGAUCUAAUCGAGAUAUCCCAUUUUUCCCAGGCUAAGAGACCAGGACGGUUUUCGGAAAUUCUCAGAACAUUGUUUUUUGCUAGUAAAAUUAUAUUCAUUCAAGCUCUCGUCUUCAUCAUCCAUGUCAGCCCUGUCCUACUCAUUCUCAGGGCAGCAUGUAUUUGCUUUCCAUUUGCAUACACCCUUUGCAAAAGGGUUGUGUUAAAGCUGGCCGGGAGAGGAAUACGUGAUGAACUUGACGAUGUCUUCACUGACUCGGAGCUUUACUGGUCCCUUCUUUUGAGCAAAAUGGAGUUAUUGAAAACCUCAGGUGAAACUGUUGCGUUAUUUCAAGCUGCAGAUGAAGCACUUCAGCAGCGGAUGGCAACGACCACCAGGACUUUCAACCAGUGUUCUGAAGAAGUACUCGAGGAGUGCGCGCUCCUGAAGAAAGCUGUCCAUAAGAUGAAGAGUGAGUAUGCCACUUGGCCGACACAAGAUGAACUGCUUCGUGACUACAUUGAAAAAUUUAAGGACUCCCUCACCAUCGCGAAGGAUGACCUCGACAAUGAAAUUGACCGACUAAAAAAUCUUAUACCAAACUUUAUAGAAGAAUUUCAUAACACAGUUAGAAGGUUGGAUGGGAACCUGUUAGGUAGCCUGCCCAUGGUGUAUUUGAAGGAAAGGCGGCUCCUCGAGUCUAACAUCCAGACGAUACGUGAUGCGAUGAACCAACUUCCCUAUUUGAAAUCUUUACAAAAUGAAGCGGCUUUGGCCAAGGAGGAGAUGGAAGAUAUCCAAACUCAGAUGAGGAAUUUGGUCACUCACGGCCGUGAGGCACUUCGAGAUACGGCUUGCAUAUUUCAGGAGAUAAACGAACUUAAAAGCAAGCUACGUUAUUUAGAGGAUGAGUUAGCUCUCUCCAGGAUAGCGCUUAGAUCAACCGACACGAAGGAGAAGAGUUUCCAUACCCUCCCAGAAACCUCGAUUGUGGGCCUUCCCGCGGACCUACGGAAUGAGCUUGUUGGAGAGACAAACAACACCGAUGAUCUUGGAGAUGCAAACCAUGAAACCCCACAGGAGCCAAAUGGAUCCGAAAAAGGGGAAGAAAGCAUCUACAGUCCUCUUUCUUCCUCUCCAACACGGCCACAAACGUCAAGUGACGUUCCUUCGAGCCUACUAUGGGAGCCAAUGAUAUUUGGCGCUGCUAAUAAUCAUAGAAAAGGCGGAUGGAACAUUGACGCGGAUUCGGCUUCUUCAGUGAUAUUUUCACCGCAAUAUCCUCCUGAUAAGGAGAGAGCUAUACUGUGGGCAUCUUCAUCGGAAAGCACCUCAGGAAUUGAAGAGGAAUGGAAAGGAGGGAAGGCAAGAAGCCCUAGAGCUCAUGAGCCUACACACGAUGCGGGACAUCGUCUCGCGAUCACCGAACCCCCGAAAGCAAGGCAAGCACGCCCGAACAAGAAACAGAGGGCGAAACAGCGUGCAGCUCGGACUCCACCGCUUGUACACACGCCUCAGGAAACCCCCGUUCCUAGUGUCUGA
This is a messenger RNA of Blastomyces dermatitidis ER-3, 1884 nucleotides long. RefSeq names its product regulatory protein. Lineage: Eukaryota; Fungi; Ascomycota; Eurotiomycetes; Onygenales; Ajellomycetaceae. The record is from RefSeq and is a predicted model, not a curated record. Bases 1 to 1884 code for a protein of 627 amino acids. The transcript is spliced from 2 exons.